CGGACUGCUGGGAUCAGAGCCAAGUGUGCCACUGUCCUCAGUGCAUUGAGAACUUCACCGCGAGGCCUGAACUUCACAUAAACACUGUGCUGAAUGAAGUCGUCAAGAAAUUACAGAAGGUAGGACUCCGUUCUCCUCCAUUUCAGAAUUAUGCUGACCCUGAAGAUGUGGAGUGUGACUUCUGUAUUGGGAAGACGUUCAGAGCGGUGAAGUCCUGUCUCACCUGCCUGGCCUCUUACUGUCAGACUCACCUGCAGCCUCACUUUGAAAUAGCAGCCUGGAAGGACCACAAGCUGACUGAUCCUGAUUGAAAUCUGAAGGAGAAAUUCUGAGCAAAACAUCAGAAAUGUCUGGAAAUAUUUUGCACAACUGAUGAGAUGUGUAUCUGCUCAAUGUCUGUGGUGACUGGACAUAAAAAUCAUGAAUUGGCUGAGCUGGAGAGAGAUAGAGAAGAAAAAGUGAAACUGCUGCGGGUGACACUGAGUGACAUCAGGAAGAAACUUGAGGAGAGAGAGAAGAAACUGAAGGAGACGAGGAGGGUGAUGGAGCAGAAGAAGAUAUCAGUGGAAAGAGAGGUAGAGGAAAAUGAGAAGAGCUUCACUGAUCUGACGCACUGCAUUGAAGAAGCUCACAAGAAAUUGGUUGAAAAGAUUAGAGAACAAGAAAAGAGAGAAAUAGAGAAGGCUGAAGGAGUCACAGAACAACUAGAGAAGGAGAUCGAGGAGCUGAAGAAGAUAUAUGCUGAGCUGAAGGAGCUUUCAGAGACCAAGGACAACAUCCACUUCCAGCAGACUCAGACUUUUCCAUCUUGCCGUGUCCUUCCUGCUGAUGGAGACUCGCUCAACUUUGCUGUCAUUGCUGAUGUCUCUUCAGAGGACAUGAGAAAGGAGCUUUCAUGUCUGAAAAAGAUUCUGGAGAAGAUCACUCAGUGGGACAUCAUGACAUUGACAUCAGGUCGUGAAGCUCCAGUUCUCAUCCUACAGCCCCCUGAGCCUCGGCACAGAGACGAGUUUUUACAAUGUGAGUUUGUGCUUUGACUCAACAGAUCAUCACAAUUGAAAUUGUUUCUCUUUUAAUAUCUCAAGUCAGGUUAUGAUAUGAAAGUGUAACCAGCAGAAAGAGCCGUGUGAGUGUUGUGUGACUGAUGAGG
Erpetoichthys calabaricus (reedfish) is the source of this 1150-nucleotide messenger RNA. Its product is annotated as tripartite motif-containing protein 16-like. The transcript has 5 exons. Lineage: Eukaryota; Metazoa; Chordata; Cladistia; Polypteriformes; Polypteridae. The record is from RefSeq and is a predicted model, not a curated record. Bases 378 to 1037 code for a protein of 219 amino acids.